This is a messenger RNA of Melanaphis sacchari, 966 nucleotides long. Its product is annotated as zinc finger BED domain-containing protein 5-like. The record is from RefSeq and is a predicted model, not a curated record. The transcript has 2 exons. NCBI's taxonomy places the organism in Eukaryota, Metazoa, Arthropoda, Insecta, Hemiptera, Aphididae. The coding region runs from base 1 to 966 and encodes 321 amino acids.
AUGACAGGAAAAUUCAAAGGAUUUGUUGCUAAAGUUAAACAACAUGAUCCGAAUGUGGGCUCAACACAUUGUUUUAUAUACUGCGAGGCCUUAAUGGUGAAAACUAUUCCUGCAGAAUUGAAAAGUGUUUUGAACCUAGUUGUAAACAUAGUAAAUUUCGUUAAAUCGAGGGCUCUUAAGACAAGACUUCUCAAAGAAAUGUGUCAUGAAGCGGGAUCUAAGCAUGAUACUCUGGUUCUUCAUACAAAGAUACGCUGCACUGAAAAACCAGACUUUGUUGCGUAUUUGAACGACACAGAGUGGUGUGCCAAAGUAGCUUACUUGGCUGAUAUAUUUUAUCAUUUAAACUGCUUAAAUGAAAGUAUGCAAGGAAAAGAAGAAAAUGUCCUGACCUCAAGUGAUAAAUUAAAAGGGUUCUUAAAGAAACUACAAGUUUGGAAACGGCAUGUAGAAAAUAAAAGUUUAAAUAUGUUUCCUUUAACUUUUGAUAUAGAUCCUCAGGGAGACAUAACCGCUCAACUAGUUUUAAAUCACCUUACAGAUCUUGAGGACAGCAUGGCACAGUAUUUUCCCCAUAUCUCAGUUGAUAAGUAUGAUUGGGUUCGCAAUCCUUACGCUACUUCGUCAGAAUCAACAGCUGACCUAUCUCUUAAGAAAGAAGAACAGUUGGCAGAAAUUCAGGAGGAUAGAACACUACGACUAAAAUAUAAUGAAUCACCACUAAUUAGAUUUUGGAUGUAUGCAAAGACAGAAUAUCCAGUAAUAGCAGAUGAAGCAAUCAACAUUUUGUUACACUUUUCAACCACCUACUUGUGUGAGUUAGGCUUUUUGGCACUUACAAACAUAAAAAACAAAAAACGGGAGAGGCUUCUUUCCGUUGAUCAGGAAAUGCGUGUCUGCUUGUCUUCAAUUCGACCACGUAUUGAACUUUUAUGUACGAAACGACAAGCUCAAGUUUCACACUAG